AGGUGUUGCAUUUGUGGGGUGAGGUUUGUGAGGGGGCCCAAGGGGUACAACAGGAGGAAGGUCACAACGCUGACCAGCCCCAAAACCUUCCGGCUAGUCUUUGACAUCACUCCUGAUGACUCUUCCUUCCUCUGCUUGAUCUGUCUUGGCGUGCUCAGAAGGAAAACCAUGCAGAAUGGGAAGCUUUGGACAACCGAACACCAACCAAAAGUUGGAAGACCACGAAAGACUAGGGCCGAAAUACCAAGCUCAUCUACACCAUUAUCAAACCAAACUCCAAAUCAGAUUGAUUCCACAACAUUAUCCAAUCAAACUCCAAUUAUAACCAACCCAUCCUCAUUAUCCAAAGAAGAGUGCAUUGCUUCAAAAAAAAAAAAACGGAGGCCAGUUCGUCAGUGGGACGGGGAGAAAUGGACCACCAUGACUUCUCGUUCCCCAGAAUCCCAUUCAACGACCAUCACACGACCUCAAACGCCUAUAGCCCCAACCACACACUCCUCUUCAACACCAUCAAAUCAAGUAAAUUCCUCAACGUUAUCAAGUCAUACUUCAAAUCAGAUCAGUUCUCUGUUCUCCACUGGAGAGCGGAAAACAAAAAGCUGUCCGAAGGCGCCUCGAUCUACAACACACUCCACACUCCUGUCUCCGUUCCCCAUUGAAGAAGGUAUAAGGCCCAAGAAGAAGAAGCUCCCUGUCUCCAAGACUAAGCAGAGCUAUGGAUUCGGCCCCCAUGCCAAGGCCCUGUAUUACAUGCACAGCCACCAGCACCUGAAGGCCUUCAGGUCCCUGAUGAAGACCAAAGCUAGAGAAGCCAUGACCCUUUUCCUCGCCGAGGUCAUCGCCCAGGAGGUAAUUGUUCUUUUAACAUAAUUCAUUUGAAGAAUGUAUUUGUUUAUAGGCUACCGGCAGUUUAUGGCUAAUCAGGUGUGAGUGUAUCGUUGUUGAAGAUAGAUGUGUUUGACAAGGAAAUGUAUGUGUCCGUCUGUCUGAUUUACCAGAGUAAGGUAUUGAUGAAGGACCAACGUGGGCCAUUGCGUCAGCCGCUGACUGAGGCGAGUGUGAGUGGGUUUUCCUGGGACGCGGUUCUAGCGUGGGGGGAUGAAAAGGCCCCUAUGACCCUGGCCUGUCUUAGGGCCAUGUUCCCCAAACCCAACACCAUCAGGACACAGGUUAUGAUGGGAGCGAGGAAAACGAAACGGUGAGAGAACAAGAGAUGAUCAAUUAAAAGUCAUUGAUUGUAGGCACUUUUCCAGAUGAUCAAAACAUUUAUAUUGUGUGGGGGUCAUAAGUUACCCAACUUUUAUUUUUUUUCCAUUUUAAGUUCUGUUUUGUACCUGUGUUCCACAGGGCUGAAUUAUGUGACUGCUGUUCAUUAUUAAUGACUUGCCCUCUGUGUUCAUGAAAGCAUAAAUUGGUUAUAACAUGUUCUCCGUUGAUAUCUUCUGAAGCCCGAGGACAGAAGAGGAGGCAGGGGAUGUGGUCAGCCAGAGGGCAGGGCUUAUCCUGGCCAUCGUCCUCUACACCUCCAUGCAGAAGUGUAACUUCAUCCAGGCCUCACUGGGGGUCGAGUUCUGGAAACAGGGCUGUCCUCUCAGCGUGUUAAAAGCCCUCAAUGCCCUGGGGCUGUGUCCCAGUGCGGCCUCCACCAGGAGACACGCAGAGAGCCUGACAACCGGCUUUGAUCCACCUCAGGAGGACCGCACAGAGGGGGUGGUGGGGGUGGAGGAGCCUGAGGUAAGUUCUACUCCCUCAGGAGAAAAAGUAUUCUGUUUGUUUACUUUUGUAUGUCUCUUGGUGUCUGUGUAUUAAAUGAGCUUUGAAAAGAAUUACCCCUUGGUUUGUUCUGGUGUGGUUCUAAUUCAUUUGUGGUCCCUGCAGGACUCCUUUUGUCGAUCUGAGGAUGAGAAUCAGACUCUGAGUUGUUCUGAAGAGUAUUCCAGUUCCACCCCAACCCGCUCUCUGAACUGGUUCUCGGACCAAUCCCACUCCCCAUCACACUCCAUAGACAGGUAAGAACCAUUUCCUGGAGGGAGGGGUUUCUAGUAGUGUAGUUGCUCAAAAUUAGCAGUCCGUAGCUACUAUUUUGGUUACCACAAAGUCUAUCCAUAAAACUACCUCGCACAGAAAGGUGGGAUUAACUGGAGCUAAUUUUGAGAUUCUCAUCUAUUUAUCUCCUCCAUCUAUGUGCACUCAGGUCCUGGUCCGAUCUGAGUUCCAGACCUGACUCCCGAUCUCGCUCCAGGUGAGUGAGAGUCUGUGUUUUUGAUGUGUGUGCGUUUGUGUUUGAUGAUGAUCCCUCUCUCCUUGUGCCCCCUGACCUUUGCCCUCUUGUGUCCAAUGCAGGAAAGACGACUUCCAAGGCCCGACUCAGAGGCUUAUCUCCCGGGAGUACCAGAAUCUGAUCAAAGAACAUGGCUACCACAAAGUCCAAAAGUAAGUUAUAGAGAUGUGAUCCUCUAUGGACCUUUAGUAAUCAAUCUGAAAUUUGGGUUGAGGACCUGUGUAUACAGGUUUUCACUUCAACCAUUUGCUCUUAUCUCAAGGCUAUAACCUACUAAUGUCUUCCUGUCCCUCUCAUGCCUUCACAGACCUACAUUGAGUCGAUGGACGAAGAACAGUGAGGACAAAAGGGAGGCAAAGGAAAAACCUGCUCAAAACCCCAAGAGAAGGACUAUGACGAAAAAGAUACCUGCUCAAUCGCCUCAAGUAAUAAACGCAACAGGCGCUCACCAUUCAGACAUGGAGACUUCUCAAGUAAGUGAGGCAAACAUAGAAGUCAUUCAAAUGUCUCAAGUAGACAACACACACAUGGAACCCGUUCAACUCAGCGAUUCAAACAAGUACCGUGCUCAUAUCAAUGAGACAAAUGUAGAACUUGCUCAAAUGUCCGUAAUGAGCGAGACAAACAUGGAACUAAUGAAAAUGCCCAAAAGAGGCAGGCCAAGGAAGGAACUUGCUCAAGUAAGCAAAACAAACAUAGAACACACUCAAACUCCCCAAAUAACCGACACACACUUGGAACCUGCUCACAAGCUCAGAAGUCCAAGGAAGAAACCUGUCCAAACGCUCCAAGUAACUGACACACAAAACAAACCCAUUCAAGUAAGCAAUACAGACAUGAAACUUGCUGAGACAAACAAAGAGUAUGUUGUACAGGCCAAGAAUGGGAGGCCAAAGAAGGGAUUCGUUCAAAUUCCACAAUUAACCGACACUUGCAUGGAACCAAUUCCGCUAAGUGAGGUAAACGUGGACACCACUUUAAUGCUCGGAAGUAUGAGAUCAAGGAAGAGACCCAGACGAGUUACCCAAGUAUCCGGCACAGACCAAGAACAAACUAAAAUGGCCAAAAUAACCAAAACGAACAAGGAACCCUCCGAAACGCUUCAAAAAAUGGACACACACAUGAAACUUGCUGUAACAUCUAAAAGAGGGAGGACAAGGAAGGGACCAAUUGAAAAGUCCCAAGAAACCGACUUACACACCGGUUCAAUGCCUCAAGUUAGUAAACCAAAUCAGCAACGUGUCGAAGGACGUGAAAUAAAUAAGGAACCUGCUGAGCCAAAAAGACUCACUGGAAAGCGUAAAGUAAAUCGGACAAAGAAAGAACCUGCAAAGACACCUGAAGAACUAGCUCAAAUGGAAUUAAUUCCAAAGCGCAAAAGAGGCAGGCCAAGGAAAGAACUUGCUCAAGUAAGCAACACAAGCAAGGAAACCCCUUCAAUGCCCAAAAUAAACAACACCGGCAAAGAACCUGCUCUUACCCGGGAAAUAAAAAUUAUUGUCAAUAGAAUGGAAAGCUGUAGUGCUGCUGAAAUGCCCCAAAUACAUGAGAUGAACAAUCAACCUGUUCAAGUUAGUGAGGAAAACUUUGAACCUGUUCAAAGACCGAGAGGGAGGUCAAUGGAGGGACUCGUUCAAAUGCCCCAAGUAAGCUGCACGGACAUGGAACCUGGUAAGUUAGGCAGGAACAUCACUUCAACGCCAAAAACGACUGACAAAGAACCCGUUCAAAGGCCUAAAGGAAAAGAAACAAAUGCAGAACUUGCUCAAACGUCUCAGAUAAUGGAAAAGAUAAAGGAACACAUUCAAGUAACCAACACACAUAAGGAAACCGCUUCCGUGCCCAAAAUAAGCUGCACAGACAUGGAACUUGCUAAAAUGUACAAAAUGAGUGACUUUCAGACCCGGGUAAUAAGAAUAGUUGACACUAGGAUGAGGGCAAACAAAGAUUCUGUUUCAGUGCCUCAAGUACACCAGACAAACCAGGACCCUGAACCUUCUGCAACACCUGAAAUAAGCUACACAAACAAACAACCCAAGCGAGUGAGAAUAGUUGUUAACAGGAGGAUAGCAGCAGACAUCUGUAGUCCAACCCGGAAAGGCCUGGAGUGUCUGGCUGAAGUAGCUGCUAAAUGUACUCCAUUAGAUAUUAAAUCUGCUGAAGAGAAUGGCUAGAUAGGUAGAUGCGUGUUACUUCUCAAUAUAACAAACUUCACAACAUGACGUCUCAGAAGGAAAAAAAAUUUAGUCAAAGGGUAUAACCCUAACCAGAGGGGAAUGGAGGGGUGGGGAAUAGUCUGCCCCUGUCUUCUUCUGGAUUACCGUUUUAAUGUAGUUGUAUGUACCAGGCCUUUGUCUUUGCAUUUGUAUGAGGUAGAGAUGGUCAUCCAUAUGUUGCUUUUUUUAUUUAGUAAAUAAAGAAAAUGGUUUAUAUAAAUGCUCUUUAUAUAAAUGAAUUCCUCACGUAUGUGAAUGAAAUGAAUUUUAACUUGAGAAUGUGUUAGAACGCCACUUUCUUCUCCAUUGUGUUUCUCAAAGAUCUUACUGAAAAACGCUGACAAUUGUCUUCUCCACCUUGUUCAUUUGAUAUGUACAUAAUCCCAGCAACCUUCUUUUGUGUUUUUGUCAUUGUGUCCACUGUGGAUUUAGUGGAUUUGUUAAUCUUAUCCCAUUUUGUAUUUAGUUGUUUUGACUGUACUUUUGUGGUUGUUGACAAUGUAUUAAAAAUGUAUGUUUUGUACAAAGGGAAUUCCUGCACUCUUUGUAAGUCGCUCUGGAUAAGA
Molecule: messenger RNA, 5063 nt
Organism: Coregonus sp. 'balchen'
Lineage: Eukaryota; Metazoa; Chordata; Actinopteri; Salmoniformes; Salmonidae
Source: the annotation of a GenBank genome assembly